Messenger RNA from Paramormyrops kingsleyae, 2119 nucleotides. It is a transcript of the gene snai1b, whose product is annotated as snail family zinc finger 1b. The record is from RefSeq and is a predicted model, not a curated record. Gene Ontology annotation, molecular function: DNA-binding transcription factor activity, RNA polymerase II-specific; RNA polymerase II cis-regulatory region sequence-specific DNA binding. Gene Ontology annotation, biological process: regulation of DNA-templated transcription. NCBI's taxonomy places the organism in Eukaryota, Metazoa, Chordata, Actinopteri, Osteoglossiformes, Mormyridae.
ACUUUUUCCACGGAUGCUUCCGACAGGGGACGCUGUGACCAUAUUAAGAAAUGAAACAUUGCCUUCUAUGUUUUGUGAAAGGGAAAAGUUUUUUACUUAGCUUGCAUUUUUAUUUAGGAUGUCUUCCAAUAUAUUGAAAUUUACGCGUUAUGCUCCUGCUUAUCCAAUAUAUGCCCAUAAUUUAUCCGACCCUGGUAUGGUCCUUAAUUAUUAUAGGUCUAGUUAUUAGGCGUACAGUGAAAUACUAAAUAGCCUAAUUAUUUCUAUUCUAAUCGCACAGAACUAUUAAAAAGUAAAACAACUAUUUUUCUGUAUAAUUUCCUGUCCGACAUUUAGAGGUUUUUAGUAGGCCUAUGGAACUGCACUUUUACGUCUAAUUAUGUUUUUUUUUAUAUAAGUUUACAUUCUUUGCACGUAUUAAGUCUUAAAACCUAUUUAGGAAGUCUGUCAGCAUUCCUGAGAACUGUCGACUAGCUAAUGGGCAAUCGACCUUUUGCAGUGUUUACUGGCCGGGAUAUAAACAGCGCAAUUCGAUAAAUCGUUUGCGUAAUCUUUGUCGGAAUGCGCCUCUUUCAAUAGGCGACAAUGGCACUGCGAUGGCUGGGCGACAGUGCGCGUCGGCGUGAUGGUGUCGUGUAUUUGCGCCUCGGGCCACCUGUUUUUGGGGGACAGCAGGGCUGUGGUGGGCGGCUUUGGGGCGGGGUUAUGAUCUAACACUCCGACCCCCUGCCUUAUCCUGCAUGACUAUAUCACGCAUCGCAGUGGACACUAGACCUAACUCUGCGCUUGUGGGAGCUGCACGAUCUCUGUAUGGGCUUCGGAAAAUAUCUCACGUCGAGAAAUCAAACUCAACUUCUGUCUCUGCAAGCGGGUCUUUAACUUUUUGCACACAUUUUUUUGUUAGCUAUUCGUAGAUUGGAGGGAGUGCGUAAAAAUCAGGGCAACAUCUGUACACAUCAGCUCCGUCUUCUUGAAGGUACAACGAUGCCUCGGUCUUUUCUCGUUAAGAAAUAUUUCACCAGUAAAAAGCCGAAUUACAGCGAACUGGAAAGCCAAAGCGGCCCCCUCUCAGCAGGUGUGCCGGAGAGGUACCCUUUAGCGGAGCUUCCCACCGGGGAGAACGGUCUGUCUACAGCCUGCUGCCCGGCCGGCCUGGUGUGGGACGUCAGUAUCCUGCCCGGUCUCUACACCCCAGAGCCUGUUUCCAUUCCCUCCCCCACGGGACCCCUGGACCUCAGCAGCUCCCAUUCCAGCAGCAGCGAGGAGGAUGAAGGGCGUUCGUCGGAUCCCCCUAGCCCGGAGCCUGCCGAACGACACCAGUGCCCGAACUGCGGCAAGAGCUACGGCGGACCGGCGGCACUGUCCCGCCACCGGCUGUCUUGCUGCGGGAAGGACGAGGCCGCCGCACCUGCCACACGCCCCGCUUUCCGCUGCAAGCACUGCACUAAGGAGUACAACAGCCUGGGGGCGCUCAAAAUGCAUAUCCGCUCGCACACGCUUCCCUGCGUCUGCGCCACGUGCGGGAAGGCCUUCUCCCGGCCCUGGCUGCUACGUGGGCACAUCCGCACCCACACAGGCGAACGGCCGUUCUCCUGCCCCCACUGCAGCCGGGCGUUCGCGGACCGCUCCAAUCUGCGGGCCCACCUGCAGACCCACUCCGAGGUGAAGAAGUACCAGUGCGCCGGCUGCUCUCGAACCUUCAGCCGCAUGUCGCUGCUGCACAAACACACGGUGGCUGGCUGCUGCUCGUCCCCCUCCUCGUAGGAGGACUGACGCACCCAUAUUCCCCAAAACUGGCCUUCGUCUGCACCGCACUGCAGUCGCAGUGGCGCAGUGGAGAGGGAGGCCAACCGGAAAAGAUGACACAGCCUACAUGUCUGCGGGGAGAGAAACCCUUCCCACUCCUGAAUUUAAUUCCUCAAGUCCUUUUUUGAACGUUACAGAAAGAAAAAGACUGUUCCCCCCCAUAUGAACCAGACAGACUCUACAUGUGGAAUCCAUUCCAUCGUCCUCGUGGGAUGUGAGUCGGCCAGCCGGAAUAUGGAGAGUAGGAUGUGCAGAGUCUUCCCAGGAUACCGGCUGGCUCGGGACUGUGGCCUCGGUGCAGCUGCUGGCGAGU